GUUGUAGCAUCCUCUAAAACGUAUGAGUUUUCCCUAUGAAUUCUCAUUUUCGCAAUCAAAAUGAUAAAAAAUACAUGAAAAUAAAAAAUGGCAGAUAACGUUAUUUUUAGCAGAUGAUGAUAUAUUGAUAUGCACAAAUUAUUAUUAGAAAUUGAUUUUUUUUGGUAAUUCUCCCUGCAAAAUUCAUCCCCAAGAAAGACUUGUUUUAUAAAGUUAUCCUUCAAGAAUACUUUUUUACAAAUUCCCAACAAAAAAGUGAGCUUUCUUACAAAUUACUCCCCUCAGUCACGCUUUUGCUACACCCUCGGACCUCAGUGUCUCCAUCAUCAGGUUUCUCCCGACUCCCGCUGUAGAAAUAAUAAAAGUAUCCGACGCUAUCAUGCGAAUGUCUGCCGUCGGUCAAGAAGAAAAUUAGUCUCAUAAAAUUCAUCGAUUGAUUCGUGUUUUUCGUUUUAUUUUUUUGCCUAACAGUUGUUAAAUGUCAGGCGGCUCAGCAGUAGGGGCACCAAUUCCCGGUCGCCGGAGUACCGUUCGCGUUGUGGUUGUCGGUGAUCGUGGUACCGGUAAAUCAAGCUUAAUCGCGGCAGCUGCCUCCGAGAAUUUUCCUGAAAGCGUUUCACCUGUUCUUCCUCCUACUCGUCUUCCUGCGGAUUACUAUCCGGAUGGCGUUCCUGUCAUCAUCAUCGACACCGCCUCUAGUUUGGAAGGGAAAGCGAAGCUAGAGGAAGAAUUGAAGCGAGCUGAUGCCGUGGUGUUAACCUAUGCUUGUGAUAAACCUGAAACACUCAAUCGCCUUCAGAAUUUUUGGAUUCCUGAAGUUCGUCGCCUGAAGGUGAAGGUACCGGUGAUUGUGGUUGGUUGCAAGCUAGACUUGCGAGAUGAACACUACCCCAUGAGUCUAGAGCAGGUGAUGGCUCCAAUAAUGCAGCAAUUUAGGGAGAUUGAAACUUGUAUAGAGUGUUCUGCAGCCAACCUUGUCCAGGUACCUGAGGUGUUUUACUAUGCUCAAAAAGCAGUGCUUCAUCCAACUGCCCCAUUGUUUGAUCAAGAAUCUCAAACUCUAAAACCCCGAUGCAUACGAGCAUUGAAAAGGAUAUUUAUUCUUUGUGAUCACGAUAUGGACAGUGCCCUAAAUGAUAACGAGUUGAAUGAAUUUCAAGUGAAGUGUUUCAAUGCUCCUCUACAACCUGCUGAAAUAGUAGGUGUUAAAAGAGUUGUGCAGGAGAAGGUACCUGAAGGAGUCAAUGACUAUGGGCUUACACUAACAGGCUUUCUUUUUCUUCAUGCUCUAUUUAUUGAAAAAGGUCGCCUUGAGACUACAUGGACUGUUUUGCGUAAAUUUGGUUACAAUGAUGACAUUGAACUUCGGAAGGAGAAUCUUCCUGUUCCCUCUAGAAAAGCUCCCGACCAGAGUAUUGAGUUGACUAGUGAAGCUGUGGACUUCCUGAUGGGGAUUUUCAGUUUGUUUGAUUCCAACAAUGAUGGAGCUCUACAAGAAUCUGAGGUUGAUGAGCUGUUUUCAACUGCACCAGAAAGCCCUUGGGAUGAAGCUCCUUACAAGUAUAGUUUAGAGAGAACCGAAUUAGGGGACAUACGGCUUUCAGGGUUUCUCUCUCAGUGGGCCCUAAUGACAAACCUCGAUCCAGCUAAAAGUUUAGCCUAUCUGAUAUAUCUAGGUUACACUAAUGACCCUGCAACAGCACUCCGUGUCACUAGAAAAAGAACAUUAGAUGUUAAAAAACAACAAUCCGAUAGACAUGUUUUCCAGUGCUAUGUAUUUGGACCCAAAAAUGCUGGAAAGUCUGCAUUGUUAAGUUCAUUUAUCGGAAGGCCUUUCCAAAACUCAUAUGCUUUAGAUAACAAUAAUUGUUAUACGGUCAAUGCUGUUGACCAGCUUCGGGGAACUAAGAAGACUCUUAUAUUGCGUGAAAUUCAAGAAGAUGAUGUCAAAGAGUUUCUAUCUAGCAAGGAGUCCUUGGCUGCUUGUGAUAUAGCAGUUUUUAUUUAUGACGGUUCGGAUGAAUAUUCGUUAAAAAGAGCAUCAGAACUGCUUAUGGAUGUGGCGAGGCGAGGUGAAGAUACUGGUUACGGCGUGCCUUGUUUCUUUGUUGCGGGCAAAGAUGACUUGGAUUCUUACCCCAUGGCAAUCAGAGAUUCCGAAGCGAUCUGUCAGGAAUUGAAAAUAGAUCCACCGAUUCAUAUCAGCGUAAAAGAAAGAGACAUGAACAACAUUUUUUGGAGAAUUGUAAACGCAGCCGAACGCUGUUACUUAAGCGUCCCCGAAACCGAAUACGGAAGAAACAAGAAGCAGUACCGCCGCCUCGUUAAUCGCUCUCUCAUGUUUGCUUCUGUCGGAGCUGCUGCGGCUGUAAUUGCAUUGGCAGCAUACCGGGCGUAUGCUUCGAGGAAGACUCAUUCCGGCAGUUAGGUUAAAAACAUACCGAUGUUUUAAAAAUAAGCACAAAGAGAAGUAAAAUGUAGGCGUUUGUUUGGGUUUGGCGACAGUGAAGAUGACACGUAGGGGGGAUUUAAUUUAUGAGAUGAGAGUAAGUUUGUUUUGUUGCAAGCAGCAAAUUGGCAAUUGGACAAGAGAAAGGGCGAAAGUGAAGAUUUUGGCGAUCCUGAUUUUCAGGUGCUUUUGAUCCUGAAAUGAUAAGAGAAUAGCAGGAGCAGGAGCAAUAGGGGUGGAAGUGGGGAGGUAAUGGUGAUUGGUUGAUAUUAUUGUGGACUGGCUGUUGACCCAAAAUCCAAAUUGAUUUCAUUUUUCUCGCAAUAAUUUUUGUCUCUCUGUGUGUCUGUCAGUGAUUGAGUGACUAAAGGCAGAUGGGUAGGG
Messenger RNA from Lactuca virosa, 2833 nucleotides. The record is from the annotation of a GenBank genome assembly. Lineage: Eukaryota; Viridiplantae; Streptophyta; Magnoliopsida; Asterales; Asteraceae.